AUGGCUCGGUAUCUCAAUCCGGCCAAAAUUGGCCUUCUCGCUCUGAUCCAGCUCUACAUUGAAGAGGCCAUUCCCAGCGACGCCAUCGUUCCAGUCUUGUCCUUCAUCACCUCACAUACAAUAGGCCAUGAAGCCGGCAACCCGCCCACCACACAGACAGGUCGAUGGGCCAAGGCCGAACGCACCGUCAGCCUCGUGAUAGGCAUCAAAGAUUUUGAGAAGCUUUUGGGAAGCUUUCCCUUCGUUAUGGGUAUGCCGGGCCGGAAGCUGUGGGAUCAAUUCCUCACACGGCUGUGGGACAUCAAUUCACUUGAUGCACUCUAUGACUUUUUCGAGAACCUCGAGCUGUUGUUGGCGAAAACGAAAGAGGAGCUACGCAGACUCAGUGAGGCGGGAGUUCCCGACAUGGAAGAGGGCAUCCAAAUCGCUCGCAACUCGCCGUUUGGUGCCUUUAUCCGCCGCGCCAUGGUCGAGUACCAGCGGCUGCGCUUUCAAGACUGUGUAGAGCUGUGGAAAGAUUUCGUGCGGUAUCGGCAGCCCACAGUGUAUUAUCAGAGACGAAAGAAUCCAAAUUUCGGAAAGCUGAGCUUCGAUAAUGUCUUGUUGACCGGUGCAGCUGAGGAGGGUUGGAGCCCAGAGAGUGUUUCCGCCCUUGCCUCCGUGACGUAUGACGAUAUGCUCACCGGCGAUCGUCUUGGUAAAGUUGCAGUUAGCACUGAUGAUAUCGAGCUGCUUCUGGACUUUCAGAUCGAGCAAAUGCAAAAGUUUGGCAACAGAGUACCGUUGGAGACGAUCAAUCAGUUUCAGGACCUGCUUCAUGCCAGCUUCCUGGUUCCGAGUCUGACACAUUAUCUAAGUUUCUUGAAUGCAUGGAGAGCAGGGGAUUAUCCCUCAGCAUUCGACCUAUUACACCGCUAUUUCGAUUACACCAUGCAGUAUCGCGACCGUCUAUUUUAUCAAUAUGCUCUCAUGAACUUGGCGGUUUUACAGGCAGACUUUGGCUGCCACCGCGAUGCUGUUACCACCAUGCUAGAAACGGUCACGACGGCACGGGAGAAUAAGGACAUGAUAUGUCUCAAUUUUGCAUUGAACUGGCUAUUUCACUUUGGUCGAGCGCAUCCCAAGCUAGUCCGCGAGCUCGAGUCUAACAGUCUUCUCGGAACAGGCAAAGAAAGCUUGGCGUAUCUUCGCGUCAAGGCCAAGGAAUCGGGCAUGGGUGCGUUGUGGAGCUCAGUCUUGCUAAGUGAGGCAAAGUUGGGCUUGAUAAAUGGGGAGAGCGUUGCCACAUCUGUCGAGUAUGUUGUACGCAGCUCUCACCUCAUUGUCACGCGAAAUAUGAAGAACAUGUUUGGUGCUCAGCUGUCGCUAUACGCAGCUCUUUGGAGUCGCUUGGGACUCACGCAUCUCUCGACAGCAACCUGCGAAAUAUUUCUCCGCUGUCACAGUCAGCACUCUGUAUUUGAUGACGAACUCAAGAUGAUAUGUCGUCUCGGUCUGAUUCAGGCCGAGCGUGGCAAAUAUGACGAUGGUCUCAAACAGCUGGAAGGCCUGGACAGCAACUCUCUGCGCUCGUGGAAACCAAGCCAGUACUGGCACAAAUACAGAGGUAUAAUCAAACUCGUCAAAGACUUGCACCACAACAAUUUGGUUGGCGCUCAGAAGCUGCUUGAUCAGCUCUUGCAGUCAAAGGCCGACGACCUGGAACCAGACAUGACCUUCAUGGUCGAGUCAUUGCACAUUGACUAUCUGACGAGAAAAGGGGAUUUGCAAGCGGCAUUUGAAAAGGUCAAUGCAAUGAUUGCCGUGAUAAAAGACGAAAGCAAAGACAUUGCCAUUCUCGUCAAAUUACUUCUGCUCAAGGUUGCUCUGCUCGACAAGUGCGAUCGUACACAGCGCGGUUUCUCGACGGCUGUGCGUGCCGCCAAUCUCGCCUGGCGGGCGCGCCUGGUACCUCUGCUGUGGGAGUCUACAGGUGCGCUCGCUAACAUUCUAGUCUCGCUUGGGGAAUUCGAGGCCGCAAUCGAAAUGCUCAACGCAGCUCUCCCGCGGUCCCUCGAAUGCGAGACACCGGCGCUAACAGCGCGGUUGUACUCUUAUCUGGCCGACGCCAACAUGGGCAUGGCAGGGCGAAUGGAGGCCAAGUCGAGCAAGCGCGGCGAAUACAUGACGCGAGCGCUCGCAGCUGUGCAACGCUCGUUUGACCACUGGUCCAGCGUUGAGGACAUUAAUCAGCAGUGCGAGACAAUGGCGAAGCGAGCAAUGAUCAUGAAGCUCACAGGAGAAAUGACACUGGCGGCCGACUAUGCAGCAGCAUACGUCGCGCUUCGCAAGCAUGCAGAGGCGCUGAGUCUAGGCUCAGCAUAA
This is a messenger RNA of Beauveria bassiana ARSEF 2860, 2364 nucleotides long. Its product is annotated as anaphase-promoting complex protein. Gene Ontology annotation, cellular component: anaphase-promoting complex. Gene Ontology annotation, molecular function: protein binding. The coding region runs from base 1 to 2364 and encodes 787 amino acids. NCBI's taxonomy places the organism in Eukaryota, Fungi, Ascomycota, Sordariomycetes, Hypocreales, Cordycipitaceae. The record is from RefSeq and is a predicted model, not a curated record. The transcript has 3 exons. Gene Ontology annotation, biological process: protein K11-linked ubiquitination; positive regulation of mitotic metaphase/anaphase transition; anaphase-promoting complex-dependent catabolic process.